Molecule: messenger RNA, 1528 nt
Organism: Leucoraja erinaceus (little skate)
Lineage: Eukaryota; Metazoa; Chordata; Chondrichthyes; Rajiformes; Rajidae
Product: nuclear factor 7, brain-like
Exons: 5
Coding region: 149-1084 (311 amino acids)
Biological process (GO): protein ubiquitination
Molecular function (GO): zinc ion binding; ubiquitin-protein transferase activity
Source: RefSeq, a predicted model, not a curated record
UAGAACACGUUCACCCUGAAACCCUACAGCAAAUGUGCUGGAGACGGCAGCGUGCGCGGUAGACACUCGCGGUACAGAGGGAUCACAAGGGAUCAGCAGCUCCCAAUCAGUGAAAGCAGUUUCAAACCAGGAAGUGGCAGGAGUUAAAAUGGCUUCUAAAGAGCAGGUCGUGAAUUUAACAGAGGAGACAAUUUGUCCCAUCUGCCUGGAUUUCUUCACCGAUCCGGUGUCACUGGAGUGUGGGCACAACUUCUGCCGCUCCUGUAUCACACAGAGUUGGGACAGGGAGGAGAGAAACUCCUGCCCGGAAUGUAGAGAGGUGUUUACAGACCGCACCCUCAAAGUUAAUCGGGCCUUGGCGAGACUGUCUGAGAAAGCUCGAACACUGAGCCUGAAUACGGAAGAGAAGGAAAGUAAACAUCACUGCGAGGAACAUCAGGAAGAACUGAAGCUGUUUUGUGAAACGGACAAGAAACUGAUCUGCCUGGUUUGUCGAGAUGCGCGGGAACACAAGUCUCACAGCUUCAUACCGAUUAAAGAAGCUGUUGAAACCUACAAGGAUCAGGUUAAAUCAUCCAUACAAUCUCUGACAACAAAUAAAUCAGCCAUCCAGGAAAUGGAAGAGCAACAGAAGCAGAAGAUUUCCCAAGUCCGGGAGCAGUCACAAAGCCUCAAGUCUCACGUCACAUCUCAGUUUGCUGAACUGCACCAGAUUCUCGUGAAGAAAGAGCAGCGCAUUCUCGGAGAGAUCAAGGAGGAUGAGGAGAAGAUUCUAAGUCCAAUGGAGAAAAAUCUUCAAGACAUUCAAGAGAAUUUAAACACUAUUGAGGAGGAACUCUCAAAGCUGCAGGGGCGAAUGGAACAAACAGACAUCGUGUUAUUUCUGAAGGAGGAAGCUGGUCGCAAGAGGAGAAUUAGUGAUGAAUUCCACACAUUGUCACUGAGAGAUGGUGCCAUGCUGGAUGAAAAAUUUGAUCACCCCUACUGGUUGAACGCAGUGUUGAAAGAUAUCGUUGUUGCCAAUCACCAAGGUAAAACAUAUGGAUUCCUUACUUCUCAUGUGGGUGACAUAUUUAAGUUGUAAAUAGAUGCAAAGAUUGACCGUAAUGAUGAACUGAAGGGGAACUAAAGUUUUAUACCAGCACCAAUCUCACCUGUUGGGAAGCUUCACAGUCAAGUGGUCAGCUGGAGAUGUCAGAUCCCUGAACACAUCCAACACAGGAGCACAAUACAACCAAGACACAGACUGCUAGAUGAACUAAAACAUCUUAACCCCAUCCGCAGAAACACGCCACGAUACGAGUUUGAAUUCUACCAGGUAGCCAGCAAAGUAAACUUGACUUAAUUAAAUCAGAGAUUUUGAAAACUUGUAGGAAUUUGAUGACCAAGAUUGUCAUAAAAACACACAGGGUUCCGUCAGAGAAGGAUAUUUGUGCCACUGAUCCUGCUUGUCCUGUCAGUGACUACUGACUUUGGUUAACUCAUGUCUGCCCCCUGCUGGAGUUACGGACUUCAUUGUUAUUAACUC